ACAGAGAGCAAAAGGACAGCAGAUGAGCAGUGGUAGGGGGAGAAGAGUUCCGAGUUCCUCCCCUACCAGCCGGAUUCUUCCCCCGGCGAGAGGGAAUCUUGGGAAUCUCCUCCAGCAACCACUUAACCUCUACUCUUUGAAUCCAUCGCGGUCCUGCCGCUUCUAUAGAACUAGUUUAUUCCCUGUCGUGCGCUACAAAAAUCUUCUCUUUUUCUAUACAGAAAAAUAAGUGGCGAUGAUGGUGACAGGCUUGUGUUGGGGGUUCAUGCGCACUUCCGCGGCUACUUAGGUAUCAGGCCGCGAGGGUCGAGCGCCAGCGCUCCAUCCCCCCCUGGACUGGAUUCUGGUUUCUUCGUCCAAGAAUUACCCGAGGAAUCGAAAUUCUUUGUGUUUUGGUUUAGAAAGAUUUAUCUUGGGAGGAGGAAGGUCAGGCAUGGAUGAGAUUGGGACACCGGAUUACAGCGAUGGGGGCUCGGACAUGGACCUGCUCAUGCUCUCAGGGUUUGAUGGCCUUGACAGUUUCCCAGAGCUUGGCACCGGUCCUUCAUUUAGUGACGGUAUCCUGUCAUCUUUCAGUGUUUCACCUGCGCAGCCGGUGACAUAUAUCUCACCUUCACCACCUUCUGUGGCUGCUGAGGAGCAAGGUGAUGUUUCGAUUACUGAUGGCAGUGAUUGCUCUGUCAGUUUAGCCUCUAAUGAGGUCAUGAACGUGAGCGCUCCCACUGUCCCAAAGACAGUUUAUGGCGGCGUCUCCCUGACGGAGAGGAUGCUCAGGGCAUUGGCCAUGCUUAAAGAAGCAUCAACUGGUGGACCAGUCCUUGUGCAAGUCUGGAUCCCUGUAAGGAAUGGAGAUCACCAAGUGCUGACCACCUCUGACCAGCCUUUCUUGCUUGAUGAGAGGCUCACAGGGUACAGGGAAGUCUCUAGGCAGUUCACGUUCUCAGCCACAGAAGGACCUGGUCUGUUUCCUGGAUUGCCUGGGCGUGUUUUCAUAUCCGGUAUGCCAGAGUGGACAUCGAACGUGAUGUACUACAACACUUCGGAGUUCUUGAGGGUAGACUAUGCGAUCCGCAAUGAAGUCCGUGGAUCCCUUGCCAUGCCGGUUUUCAACUCAAGCGGCGGCUCUUGCUGUGCUGUGUUGGAAGUAGUCAUGACACAGGAAAAGGAUAAUUUUUGCUCAGAGAUGGACAAUCUUUCUAAUGCUCUGCAGUGUGUUCAUUUGAGCACUGUGCAAGCAAGGACACAUCCUCAGAGCCUUACUAAGAAUCAGCAAUCAGUAUUGACGGAAAUAUCGGGUGUUCUCAAAGCUGUUUGCCAUACACACAUGCUACCUUUGGCACUUGCAUGGAUUCCAGUUUGUCCCAACAGCAAUUUGAAUGUGUCAGCAGAGUAUGGUGACCAGGCUAUAAAGUUUGGUCUGAGGAACAAAGAUGUCCUUUGCGUGCAAGAAUCUGCCUGUUACAUCAAUGACAUGAGAAUGCAUGAUUUUCUCCGUGCCUGUGCAGAACACCCCCUUGAGAAAGGACAAGGUGUUCCUGGAAAUGCAAUUUUAUCAAAUAAUCCCUUCUUCUCACCUGAUGUGAGAGAGUAUGAUAUGCACAAUUAUCCGCUGGCACAUCAUGCCCGUAAGUUUGGUCUUCAUGCUGCAGUUGCUAUCAGGUUGCGUAGCGCAUACACUGGUAAUGAUGACUAUGUGUUAGAGUUUUUCCUUCCACUGACAUGCAAAGUUCGUGAAGAACAACAGCUCUUACUUGACGACAUCUCAAUGACCAUGCAAAGAGUAUGCAGUAGUCUGAGAACAGUUUCAGAUGCUGAACUGAAGGAAAGCAUCAUAACAAUGCCAUCAGGAAUAAGAUGCUCGUCAUCUGAUGUUUCUAUUAGUUCAUGUGACCAAAUUGAUGUAUCCAGUGAAGUCAAUAUAAAUGUGCCUUUAGAAAAUCAGAUAAGUAACAGUGUUGAGCGACUGGCGAAUACAAAAUAUGCUAAGUUUGAACCUGGCACUACAUCUGAAAAUUUUGAAAACUGCAGCUCAACGGGGAAGAAUGUUAGCUUGACUGAAUCUACAUCUGAUGGGCUGAAAAUACGCAGCUCAACGGAGAAGAAUGUUAGCUUGAAAGUCCUUCAGCAAUACUUUGCUGGCAGCUUAAAAGAUGCUGCAAAGAGCAUUGGUGUUUGUCCUACAACACUGAAAAGGAUAUGCCGGCAGCAUGGAAUAUCAAGGUGGCCAUCUCGUAAGAUAAAGAAGGUAAAUCGGUCACUACAGAAGAUUCAGAAUGUGAUAAGUACUGUACACGGAGUGGAGGGAGUGAUAAAAUAUGAUCCUGCCACUGGAUGUAUUGUUUCAUCUGUUUCCCAUACCGAAGAGCCUUCAAUGAUGAAUGCUGAACAUCGAAGUUCUGAUUCCCUGCCCACUGAAUGCCAUAAGUUCCAACCUGAUUAUGAUGCAUACCAAAGAGAACAUCUAGGGCAAGCUGUACCCCACAAAGCACAGAAUGAGAAAAGGAGUGGAACUCAUAUUAACCUGAAUCCUGGAGGGUUAUCUCGAAAUUCACAUUUUGGCAGAACAUCAAAAGGGCCACUGUGUCAGGAUGCGUCAAACGGUUCAUAUCUUAGAAAAGAAAUGAUUUGUGCUGAUGGUAUGGAUAUGUGGGUUGAGGGAGCUGAGCAAAAUAAUGUAUUGGGGAAUUCUAUUUCUAUGCCACAGCAAUGCAAAAUUGAGAUAGAAACAGACAAGUCUAAUACAAUUGUUGAGCAAAGCCUGGCAUCUUCUUCCAGCAUGACAGAUUGCUCCAGUGGCGGUACAUCUAGUGAUGGGACUUUGAAGAAAUGUUUUAAGAGUCGAUCAGUUGACGGAAGCAAUGCGAGCAUAGUUGUGAAGGCUGCUUACAAGGAUGAUACCGUAAGGUUGAAGUUACUAACAUCCAUGAAAUACGAGAAUCUGCUCGAAGAAAUUGCGAAGAGGCUGAAGCUAUCAGUCGGCACAUUUCAGCUCAAGUACAAGGAUGAUGAGGAUGAAUGGGUGAUUUUAGCAAGCGAUGCUGAUCUCCAGGAAUGCCUUGAUGUACUAGACACCACCGGGUCACGCAUCGUGAAAAUUCAAGUACGAGAUGUUCCAUGUGCUACUAGAGCUGCUUCAGGUAGUAGCUCAAUAUCCGGUCGAUAGGUCAGGGUCACAUCAUGGCUUUAGCUUGGUUACGAUCUAUAACAUGUACUCGCGAGUCGUGACAUAGUAUGGCAAAACAUGUCCACAUAAUCCGUUGCCAGGCUGUUCAACAGUGUUCAUAUUUUCUUGGAAGGGAGGAAAAUGAAUUUCUUUCAUCCACCUAUUUAAGAUUUCGUCUAUCUUGGACAAUAGUCUACUCUGGGUCUCAGACAAGUUUUGGCUGUGGUAGUUUUAGUUCAUCUCUUUUUCUCUACCUGUGCACAUAUUUUGCGAUGUACCUCUACCAGUGAAUUAUAGCAGUACACUGUACACCUGCAAACUUCGAAAAAGAAGGGGAAAACAGUAUCCUAACUGUACGAGCACUUUUUAUUUCUGAAAUUAUUAAGACAUCACGUUCUAAUUAUAAA
Hordeum vulgare subsp. vulgare (domesticated barley) is the source of this 3570-nucleotide messenger RNA. Its product is annotated as protein NLP2-like. The transcript has 6 exons. The record is from RefSeq and is a predicted model, not a curated record. NCBI's taxonomy places the organism in Eukaryota, Viridiplantae, Streptophyta, Magnoliopsida, Poales, Poaceae. Gene Ontology annotation, molecular function: DNA-binding transcription factor activity; protein binding. Bases 434 to 3163 code for a protein of 909 amino acids.